AUGACAAACAAUACUUCAGCAAAAUCAGAUAUCUAAAAAAAUGGGUUGCUGACAAAUAUGAAUCGAGCAUGCAUAUUAAAAAAACUACUACUCUAACUAAUUAUCAAGUAUAUUUAAAUGUUUAUUUUAAGGUUUUAGAUAAUGUUUUUACAAAACUUAUUUAAUGAUCAAAUUAUCCAAGCUUUUGUAAAACAUAUUUCUAUAAGAUCCAAUAUCAAUAAGUAAAAUAAAAUUUAUGAUUACGAUAAUUCAAUCAACCCAUCUUCAUUUGAAACAUUAGUCUGGGAUAGUAGAAUAUAUUGA
Messenger RNA from Paramecium pentaurelia, 303 nucleotides. The record is from the annotation of a GenBank genome assembly. Lineage: Eukaryota; Ciliophora; Oligohymenophorea; Peniculida; Parameciidae.